Molecule: messenger RNA, 1029 nt
Organism: Branchiostoma belcheri (Belcher's lancelet)
Lineage: Eukaryota; Metazoa; Chordata; Leptocardii; Amphioxiformes; Branchiostomatidae
Exons: 5
Coding region: 1-837 (278 amino acids)
Source: RefSeq, a predicted model, not a curated record
AUGGCUGAGCUCCAGAAGAAAAAAGAAGAUUUGGAGGCGGCCAUCAGAGAGUGCCAGGCCAGCGUGGCCAGCAACGUGAUUGGCUGGCGACGGCUCGUUAGCGUUAGCUACGCCCAGCCCCCACCAACCAAUCACGUCGUCGCGUACGAACAAGAGGUUUCCGAGAGUUUUGUAGGCUCACCAGGGACCGUCUACUCCGGCUGCACGGCGCCACCCUCGGGUGCCCCCCACCUGACGCUGGCAGUCCUGGUCGGAAUGAACGCCAAGGCGGCGCACAAGUUGGUGGAGACCAUCGCGGCUCACUCCAGCAGGAUGCCCGUCACGCUCUUCCUCUACGGAGACUUCGUGGAAACGUUUCCCGAACUGGUGACGGAAUGGGCCAAAACUUUCACUAUAGGCAUGCGCGAGGGCCAACCAUUUCCGCUAGGACACUUCACGCUACAGGCACAGAGCUGGAUCCGGAUGGGGCUGGUCAGCACGAUGCAGCGACUGAGCGAAGUGGACCUACAGACAGCCUACUACUUGCCUGAGAAAGUGACAGACGCCGUGAAAAGUGAAGCUAAGUCUCGGGGCCUGAGGAUCAUCCAACCGACAGCUCGCUUCCCUCCUACAGAUGAAAAGUGGCUCCUGUCUGUUGCAAACUACUACAAGUACAGAGACGUGGAGAGGGUCCCCAAAGCUCUCCGUGUCAUCGCCAAUCAACUGGAAGACAAGGGAGGCAUCGUCAGUCUGGACUCAGACCACCCGGACAGUUACAUGAUCUCCGUCUUCCUCAUGGACUAUCUGGCCGAGAAGUCUGGCUACAAUCUAGUUAGCAUUACAGAAUAUCUAAAGUAGAUAUUAGCAGUAUGGAGUAGCCUUUGCAAGAGUACAUGUGCAGUAGUAGUCUAGGGUUAAAGAUUAAGGCCCUUCACUUGCAAACAACGCCAUGAAUUUUGGUCUAGACUUGUAGACUGUUUAGUGUCUGAUUUUUCAAACUUCAAUAGACAAAAACUGAUUUAUAUUCUUACAUCAAAUAUCAGAACAACA